Cimex lectularius (bed bug) is the source of this 540-nucleotide messenger RNA. RefSeq names its product mitochondrial import inner membrane translocase subunit TIM14. Gene Ontology annotation, cellular component: PAM complex, Tim23 associated import motor. The coding region runs from base 86 to 442 and encodes 118 amino acids. Gene Ontology annotation, molecular function: ATPase activator activity. NCBI's taxonomy places the organism in Eukaryota, Metazoa, Arthropoda, Insecta, Hemiptera, Cimicidae. The transcript is spliced from 4 exons. Gene Ontology annotation, biological process: protein import into mitochondrial matrix. The record is from RefSeq and is a predicted model, not a curated record.
UUGUUACAGAAUUCGCAGUCAUUUCAAAGUCUUCGACUAUCUUUUCUAUUUAUGUCAGUAUAUUAAACACAAGUCUAUCACCAUAAUGACAGCGGGAAUAAUAGUGGCCGGGCUCGGUUUAGCAGCACUCGGUUUCAUCGGGAAAUAUGCUCUGAAGGCUGCUCCUGCGAUGAGCCAGAAAAUGGCCGAUGCCGUCAAAUCCUUCCCGAAGAUGGAUGCACAGUCUUUUGCAGGUAGUAAGUACUAUAAAGGCGGUUUUGAUUCAAAGAUGUCGAAAAGGGAAGCCAGUUUGAUUCUAGGAAUAUCCCCUUCGGCCAACAAGCUUAAAAUCAAGGAAGCGCACAAAAGGAUCAUGGCUCUCAACCAUCCAGACCGAGGUGGUUCACCAUAUAUAGCAGCGAAGAUUAAUGAGGCAAAAGAUCACUUAGAAAGCAACAAAUAGUGCUAAGCGAUGAACAAUUAGACUGUGAUCCGCAAAAAAACGAGAUAGUCUUGUACAUAUUUUAAAUUUCUGUGAAUAUAGUCAUAUAUUUCUCUUAA